CCUCAGGUUCGGCACCUCACUGCACUCACAGUGCUCCUCGCAGCAGCAUCUGCACAGCAGCACUGCAUUCCCCAGGGAGAGGCCCCCAUGGCAGCACCCCACGCUCAGCCCUGGACGCUGGCAGCUGCCUCCCCAAGCACGAGCUCCUCCCCACCAGCCCCAUCCCAGCACCCCCAUCUGUUGGGCCCCAGCCUUCCCCUGCUCUCCCCUUACCCUGAAUUGCAGCUCUGGUUGCUCAGCUUUACGCUCUGACAGCACUUUGCUGUUGGAACAGCUUCUUGCCAGAAGCACAGCACCGCGCGCCUUCCUGCUCCCCCCGGCUGCCAUCUGCCGCUCAGCGCAGAGCAAACGCGGGGCUGCUGCUGCCCAUCUGCUCGCAGCCUUCCUCCCACUGCAGCAGCCACUGCACCCGAGGCUGCAAUUGCUGGAAGUACCAAAAGAGAGAGGGAGGACACACCGUGCCUUUCGUUGUGCUUCAUCUGCAUGCUGCAGCACCGAGUCCGUGGGGGGUCCUGGUGAGAGAGCAAGCACAGUGAGUCAAGCACAGGGGCUGGGGCAGAGGGGAACCACGGCUGGGCCUGGAGAGCCAUCUGGCUUCCACCUCCAGGUGAGGCUCCAGUUAGAAACACUCUUGCAUUGGAGUAUCACAGAGUAUGGCUGCUAUUGGCCCUGGGAGCAGAGGCUCUGCACGUUCAGCUCCUGCUCGUGCCGUACAGCCAUGCACUGGGAGCAGCGCUCGCUCCAUUCCCUGCAGGAGGAACCAUUGUGCUGCUGCAUCGGGACCAGCCCCAGGGAGUGCACGUGGACAGAGGAAGGUGAGGACUCUGGAUCUGGAUCUUCUCGGCCCCCGUGGGGUUCCUUGCAGAAAACCAAAGCGAGCAGCCUGCAGGGCACCCGAAGGCCACUCACCGCCACAGCACCCGGACCUGGAGGAAAGAACAGAGAAGCACUGAACCCCUGCUCGCCGCCCGCGAGCUCACUGUGGAAGCAAGCUGCAGCAGAUGGUGUCCAGAUGUUCCCCAUCACCAGAUGUUCCUGCUCGAUACAGAAGACAACAACUGCUCCUCAGCUCUGGAGCGAGGGCACUAGGAGCACAGAAGGGGAAGAGAUGCAGCUGGGGUACGUGCAGCUGCCCAGCAUCCUGCCCCAGGAGCACGCCGGCUCCAGAGAAGCCUGUGCUCGGUCCCCCCUUGCCCUCACCUUCUCUUCUGAGGUCUGCAGCAUUCUUGGCCGUACCGAGACCUGCUCCUCAAAGCACAGGACACGGGAUGCUCUCAGUCAGCUGACACGGCCUUGGGCUUCGUCCUCCCCCACGCUGCAGCUGUGAACCACAGCACAUCACCCACAGCCACGGACCUUCAACUGGGAGAAGCGUUUCAGCA
Molecule: messenger RNA, 1382 nt
Organism: Numida meleagris (helmeted guineafowl)
Lineage: Eukaryota; Metazoa; Chordata; Aves; Galliformes; Numididae
Exons: 3
Coding region: 719-1327 (202 amino acids)
Source: RefSeq, a predicted model, not a curated record